This is a messenger RNA of Cucurbita pepo subsp. pepo (vegetable marrow), 722 nucleotides long. The record is from RefSeq and is a predicted model, not a curated record. Lineage: Eukaryota; Viridiplantae; Streptophyta; Magnoliopsida; Cucurbitales; Cucurbitaceae.
UGAUCAAUGAAAAGUCGAAAGGAAAAGACCAUCCCAGCUCAGUGAAACACCUUGUAAACCUUGCAGCUUCUUAUUCACGGUCAAAGAAUUACGCCGAGGCCGAGCGUUUACUGCGAAUCGGAUUAAACAUUAUGGUAAAAGCAGUGGGACCAGAUGAUCAAUCAAUUACAAACCCAAUGUUGAAUCUCGCUGUCACUCUUUACAAUCUAAAACGAGACGAUGAUGCCGAGCAACUUGCACUAGAAGUCUUGCGAAUACGGGAAAAUGCAUUCGGAAAAGAUUGCCUUCCUGUUGGUGAAGCUCUAGAUUGUCUGGUUUCCAUUCAGAGCAGGCUCGGAAAGGACGAAACCGAGCUACUGAAGCUGCUCAAGAGAAUUCUAAGAAUCCAGGAGAAAGCGUUCGGGUACGAGGCAAAAGAAGUCAUUGACACCCUCAAGAAAAUAGUAUUCUACAUGGAUAAAUUAGGAUUGAAAGAUGAGAAGUUUCCAGUUCAGAAACGACUGUCCAUGCUUCGAAUGAAAUUCAAGAACCAGAUGCAAUACUAACGGUACUCAUCACUCAUCCAUCUUUCUUAAUCUUGUGAUUAUAUUUUCCCUUCUUUGAGUUAGAGAUGAGGUUUCUGGGUUAACUAUAUACAUAGAUUGCAUAUACUUCGAUGGUCGUAUCGAUUUAGUUAUGAUAUAUCCCGAGCUUACUUUGAAUUGUGAUUCUAUGUAGUUCCU